Messenger RNA from Lepisosteus oculatus (spotted gar), 1219 nucleotides. It is a transcript of the gene znf593, whose product is annotated as zinc finger protein 593. The record is from RefSeq and is a predicted model, not a curated record. NCBI's taxonomy places the organism in Eukaryota, Metazoa, Chordata, Actinopteri, Semionotiformes, Lepisosteidae. Gene Ontology annotation, molecular function: zinc ion binding; nucleic acid binding.
GGUGAGCGCUGGGCUAUUUACCGCUACGUUGGGCUUCAAAUUGAAAUUUUUUAACCCGGGAGAAGAAAAAAAAAUGUUUCCGUCUCGGACAAAAAAUAAGAAACGUUAAGUCCCUUUCCGCGACCCAUCGGUUACUAAGCCAUGGGCAAGUCCAAGAGCACUGGAAACCACAAGAGCGACAAGAAGAAGAACAUUGCGAAGCUGUGGAAGACCAAGCGCAGGACAAAGGACCUGGAUCAGAUCCACGAGGACAUGAGGGCUGGGAACGCAGACAAGCUGCUGAAUCAGGAGGUCGACUAUGACGUCACAGGGAACGCUCAGCACUACUGUCUGCACUGCGCGCGAUACUUCGUUGAUCUCAAAACCCUGAAAGAGCACUUCAAGACCAAAGUCCACAAGAGGAGGUUGAAACAGCUCAGAGAAGAGCCCUACACCCAGGCAGAGGCAGAGAGAGCUGCAGGAAUGGGCUCUUACAUCCCACCUAAAGCUGUGGAAGUUCACACUCAGCCUGUGGAGGAGGAUAUGAACUGAACAGCCCUGCCUCCUCAUCAGUCUUGACGGACUGUUCUCCUGGCCUCAUCCUUCCAUUAUAAUAACAACACACCUCAUUUCUUUCCAUGUGAUGUGCCUCCUGCUACUUUCUCAGGGGGAGAAGAAGGGGAGGGGGGGGUUAUUAAUAGAUUUGAAAUUUGACAAAAUAUUUAUACAGUAUAUUUGAACAACACCACACAUCUUAUAAAUUGAAUGUGCUGUAGCUGAUAAAUGUUGUGUGCAUAGCUGUGGCACAGUUAGUUCACUGGGACUGCUCAAGAAAGGACUGGAAGGAAAUAAAUGUAAUGUUGUUCUUUUCUUUGCAGUCUUUCGUGGAAUGGUUGCAAAAUCUGUUUUGUGUUCAAAUCAAAUUUUUGUAUUUAUGGCAUGGAUGAUAUGGUGAUACCCACCUGAACUACUGUCACCAGACAUGCCUCUCCAAGCAGGAGGUGCUUUUAAAAUUAGUGUGAUCUCCUACCUGCCUUUAAUAAUUUGCAAAGAAGCGCCUGGUACAAAAUGCCCCCGCUAGGAUGUUUGUGAACAGGGGAUGUGUUGGCUCAGCAAGGAGGAACUGCCCUAAAGAACAAGCAUCGUGGUCUCCUAGGCAGCAAGAUCUCCUGUGGAAUGUGUGUAUACAGGCAGUAAAAUAAAUCAGAAAAUGUCCAGGUUUUAACGUCUUGUAAACGCA